This is a messenger RNA of Anas platyrhynchos (mallard), 2551 nucleotides long. The record is from RefSeq and is a predicted model, not a curated record. Lineage: Eukaryota; Metazoa; Chordata; Aves; Anseriformes; Anatidae.
AAGAAAUAGAAGAAAGCAUUCUUCUAUGCAGCUGGUAUUUGGGAUGCUUUAUCAUUAUGUCUGAUUAUUUGUGAUUUAUACCUCUUUUUUUUUUUUGUACAAAAGAGAUAUCAAAAAACGGUAAAACUGUAAUUAACUGAUGUUUGCUUUCUCAUGUUAUUUGUGAUUUAUAUUUCUCUAUCCAGCUUCACAUAAACAGAUGCUAUGCCUGACUUCUCUCACUGACAUUAAAUAAAUGAGUAAAAGCACCACAUUCCAUAAAGCACCACAAUAGCAAAGUCUGAUUCCUAUGAUUUAAAGUAAAUCUAUUAUUGAUUUUGUAUAAUUUAAAAUAAUUGAAAUAAAUUAUUAAGAACAACUGAUUAUACAUAAUCUUCCAAGGAUACAGAUUAAGAACAUUAGUUUAUUCAUCUUUGCUUAGUUACUUGGUUGUGCCAUCAAGGAAUGCACUGGUUUCUGUUCUAGCCCUGACUAGGGACAGCUCUGUAAUUUAGAAAACAGGACACAUGAAAUGAAGCCUACUGUAGAAAGAUUCCCCUAAAUUAUGCCCCACUUCCCUCCACCCCAGUGACAAGUUAUCUUUGUCAGGAUGAACUGUCACCUCAAAUCUUUCAUCUCCAACUUCUUUUAUGUGCUCCAAAGGACAGACUGACUUCAGGAAACCAACCUAGUUCUAUUUCAUAAGGUUUUGACUGCUGGAGUCAACUUCCAGCAAGCAACUGGAGCGUCCAGAGGUUAACUGAAAAUCUUUAGCACACUUGGAGUUGGAAAGGCUAUAUUUUGAUGGCAGAGUCACACUUAAUUAAUCCCAAGUGGAUUUAUUAAAAACAUUGCACUUCUUGUCCAUAUUAUCUUAGGAUAUAAAUAGAAAGAAAAGUUUAAUUAGUUAAGGAAGAAAUUUGAGCUAGGUCUCAAAUCUAACAUUUGAUCCAUGAAACAGUAACCUAAGUAGUGGUUAUUGUCACCUUUUGAAUCCUUUAUAAGUCGGAGUGGCAAGCCAGAGCCAACAAUACUAUUUUGCCUGGUAUCUCCUCAGCUCUAUUUCCUUUACCUAGCUGAGCAAACUAUAAAGGUUUAACAUGAGCCUCACAGACAUUCUAAGCCCUUCUGACAUUGCUGCUGCUCUGCGGGACUGCCAAGCUCCAGAUUCCUUUAGUCCCAAAAAAUUCUUUCAGAUCAGUGGGAUGUCUAAAAAGACCAGCAGCCAGCUCAAGGAGAUCUUCCGGAUUCUUGACAAUGACCAAAGUGGCUUUAUCGAGGAAGAUGAGCUCAAGUAUUUCCUUCAGAGGUUUGAAUGUGGAGCCCGAGUGUUAACUGCCUCAGAAACCAAGACUUUCUUGGCAGCUGCAGACCACGAUGGGGAUGGUAAAAUUGGGGCUGAAGUUAAUUUGCUGAAACCCUCUCAGUACUGACCUGUGUGAGUGCAGAACUGGUCCCUGACCUUACAGCUUCAUCUCUUCAACUCCUCAUGCAUGAGUAAGUCAAAAAGAAAAGAAAAAAACCCUACCCAGCUUCCUCACCGCCACUGAUAGAUUUCCAGUUGCUUUGCAAGGAACAGCUCCCUUUUUCUCCUCCCACCUACUCUGAUGUAAAGCAUCACCAGUUCACUCGUGCUACACGCAUGUGAAACGAGGACAAAAGAGCCAGCCCUGCAGAGCAGAAUCACCAGCACGUACAAAGGCUCAUGUACAGCAGUAUCUCCCUAAAGGAAUUCUACUAGUUUCAGUGAAAUCACUCUAAAUGUGCAGGAGCUAGCAGCAUGCAGUUGACUAUUAUUUUUGCAUAAUAAGGAGAACAGCAUGAUCGAGUGUCACCGCCCCGACACGAGAUACCACAGAAGGCUGUGCGUGCAGAUGGAGGUUAUUUACCUCCAGUGCCAGGCUACGCAUCAGAUAAGGAGCGGCUGUUUUAGGAAGCAGCAGAUUGCACCCACCCCCUGGAAACACUGCUGUGGUUUAAUGGCUGCUCAGCACAAAAACCUCACCAUCUCCUAACACUGUCCUUCUGGGUCUCAUUUUGGAUAGGAAGCACAUGCUCACUAAAAAGGCUUGGAGCCAACGGCAGCUUGUCCCACGCGAGAAGCAAGCUGCCCAGCAGGCGUGAAAGGCAUUUAGGGAAGGGCACGCAGGGAAUGUGCUGCCGUGCGGAUUGCCCAACUCACUGCGCCAGGGGCACAGGACUCUUCUGUUCCUUCUUUGGAAGGAAUUAAAUCCAGUUCCUUAGGAAACAUGCCAGAACAACCACACAUGAUUUAUGAAGCGAUCUAUAUGUUUAAUAGAGUCUUUCUGGGACAGGAUUGAUCAGAUGCUCUUAACUCACAGAAGACAUUUAAAAAAAACUUUCUAAUGCUGGUAUCUUGUUGAACACCACAAUACCACAUGAAGCUUCACACAUUUUUAGCUUUAUCCUCUCAUCUAAAUCAAUAGUUCUCAACUGCUGAAGCACUACAAACAGCUAGUAAGACACAAGGAUUCAUGUUUAAUCCUGCCUGAGGUCUGUUUAUUCUGACCCUACAUUGGCCAUUCCAUUAAAUUUGCCAAAAAUAACUAUU